AAAAAAAAACUUUUGUUGGGUAUUGGUCUAAUCCCUCUUGCCUGCGAGACGGUGGUGAGGCCUAAAAUCCCACGACAGCCUCUUCGGAAUGUGAAGCAUGGCUGGGGAAGAAAGGAAACCAGUGUUGGAGAUGGUCCAGGCUGAUGGGGCUGAUGAGGGCUGUGUGACAUUUGUGCUGCACGAUGAAGACCAUACACUGGGCAACUCCCUCAGAUAUAUGAUCAUGAAGAAUGCGGAUGUCGAGUUUUGUGGCUACACCAUCACCCAUCCGUCUGAGAGCAAGAUCAACUUUCGCAUUCAGACACGAGGGGGACUUCCAGCCACAGAACCACUGCGGAGGGGCCUGACUGAACUCAGCGAUGUCUGUCAGCAUGUCGUUAACACCUUCCAGGAAAGAGUUAAUGAGUUCAAAGAGAGGCAGGAACAACCCAUGGACUGAAGAGCAUCACAUGUGUGACUAUGAAUCUGUCAGACCUUUUUGUAAAGGUUGGAUUAUGAAAAGUUCUCUGCAGAUUAGUGUGAUAAUAUUUUUUGUUCACAUUUUUUCAUUUUGUUCUUUGGUCAAAUGUUUGUACAGUUUUGUUGAUGUAUGUUGGAAUUGGUGUAUGCUGUAUGAUGUUUAUGAAAAAUGUCUGUCAGUACUGUGUUUAUCAUUCCUGAAUUUUUGCAAUGACUAGCCAAAGAAAUUCAAGAUGAAGACAUUCAUUUCUUUUUCUUUUUUUGAAUUUGAUGGAAAAUUUCUCACAUGAAAAACAUUCAGCCCUUUGACUUGUAUGUCAAGAUUUAUUUUCAUACUUUCUCAUGUAACACUGUUUGGUGGACUUAAAAGUGCUUCUCAAACACCAACUUCCUGUCAUCUGCCCUUUGAAGCUGUGUUUGAUGAAUGAUGGAAGAAGUGUAAGCUAGAAUGUCCUUAUUAGCUGAGGAAUGUGGUCCAAAGGUCUUCAAACAGUGCCAGGAAGGCAGAGAGCGAAAAUGAGGGGAGACAAGUGUAAAUAAUGAGGUUAAAGUUAUUUGAGGUUAAAUCGUAUCUCUGUGUCAGUCACAUGUUCACGCAUGGCUACAUCUGUGGGCUCGGAGCACAGUUUGAGGAAAAACAGCAGCUAUGGGUCACAUUUCACAAACUAUAUGUGCGGUAUGGGAAAUCUGAUCUCUCUCUCUCUUUUUUUUUGUUCAUUUGAUGGAACGAGUCGACUUUUAUUUUUUAAAUCAAUAGUGGGAGCUAUUGGAUAGUGGGAAAUAGGCUUAUUUUACUUUCACACAGAGAGAUGAGCAGAUCAGUACCACUCUGAUGUGUGUAGAAGCUUAGUUGAGCACGAGGACUGGGAACAGAAACAGCAAGACUAGCUUUGUCCACUCUCAAGUUAUAUAUAUAUGAAUGUUAAUGUUAUAUUCAGGGAUGCACUGAUUUAUCAGGCGAGCAUCAGGAUUGCCCAGUGUUUGCCUCAUUGACUGAUAUCAGACUAUUGGCAAAAAGUCAGUUUUUCCCCACCACUGUUGCCAAGUGCUUGCUCAUGGGUGAAUGUUGGACUCUAUUACAAUUUAAAAAGUGUCAUGAGACAACUUUUGUUGUGAAUUGGUGCUAUAUAAAUAAACUGAAUUCAAAAUUGAUUUGUAAUAAGAUAACCUUUUCUGACAGCAGGGGAUGAUCUGUUGUGUCGCAUCAAUUCUGUGCUGGAACGUUCAUGAGGUUCUGGCUCAUGACCUGUCUGCCGUCAGUUUGUAAUCUGUGUGAGCAGGCUACUGUAAACUUCUUCUCACUGAGGAGUUAUUUGUACAGCAUACUGAAAAGGCUUCUGAAAUGUUGAAUUUGUUCUUUUUCAAAAUCAGACAUUAUUGACAUUAUUUCCCCAGAAUGUCAAACUAUUACUUUAGUUUUGCAAAAAGAAAACUCAAUAAAAGUCAAUUCAUAAAGGCGCCUGAUUUAUAGAAUUGGGGAAAUGUAAAGUGAACCUAAUGCAGCAGCAGCCACUGUGACCACAAAUAGCAGCUGUGGUGAUGGAUGGGGUGGCCUGAUGGGUAUAAUGGUAAAUGCUUGAUGUACAACUAGAGAAAAGGUUAGUGAUCAGUUAGUGGUCAAACCAGAACUACUAAGGCAAUCGCUGCUUUCAUGAGCCCAACUCUAAUGUGCAAGAGAGAGAAUGUGCUCCUAUUUAAAAAAGAAACCACAUCAAGUGUGGGCACAAGACUUAAAAUAUUGUUUGUGCAGAAAAUCAGUUAUCCACAGCAACACAGGGAGACUGAAAUGCUGCGGUGAAUAAAGGAUUCUCUUAGAAAACAACUAUUUGGGGUGUUUCACACCACACUUGAUGUGGUUUGGUUAAAAAUAUUGCACUGUCCUGAAGCUCAGGAUUUAGUUUUUUUUUUUCCUUCAGGGAUGAGUUUGAUUUGAAACAUAUGAUGCCACUUAACUGUAGUUAUAUUUGGUUUACCAGUUCAAAGGGAAAGUCCUCUAAACUCAACUGAUAACAAUGUGCUUUUUGUUUUUUCUCCUUGUUUUUCAUAUGUCAGUACAGUAUUACAAUAUUUGCGAAACUGUCAGUUAUGGAAUUGUUGCCUUCAUAACCUGAUUUCAUGUGAUCAUAUUAGAUUUUAUCCUACAUUGUGGUUAUGGUUUAUCGAUAUAGCACUGCAUGUCUGACCUCAGGCUUUAAAGACGUGGACUGUUGAUUACAACCAGUUGUGUGCGUUUUGUCCAGUGUCGAGAAAAAACAAGCGAUUUUCUCCAGUGUUGCUAAAUAGUUCUCUUUCUAACAUGGCCAUCGAACCUCAGAAGCAAAUGUCAGUGAAUUACUGUGAAGCACAAUAAAUAAAGUAACUGCUGAUAAA
Scatophagus argus is the source of this 2829-nucleotide messenger RNA. RefSeq names its product RNA polymerase I and III subunit D (gene polr1d). Gene Ontology annotation, biological process: DNA-templated transcription. The transcript is spliced from 5 exons. The coding region runs from base 98 to 439 and encodes 113 amino acids. NCBI's taxonomy places the organism in Eukaryota, Metazoa, Chordata, Actinopteri, Scatophagidae. Gene Ontology annotation, cellular component: RNA polymerase I complex; RNA polymerase III complex. The record is from RefSeq and is a predicted model, not a curated record. Gene Ontology annotation, molecular function: protein dimerization activity; DNA binding; DNA-directed RNA polymerase activity.